Molecule: messenger RNA, 558 nt
Organism: Cyclocybe aegerita
Lineage: Eukaryota; Fungi; Basidiomycota; Agaricomycetes; Agaricales; Hemipholiotaceae
Source: the annotation of a GenBank genome assembly
UGUAUCGGUGCAUAUAUACAUCGCCUAGCAGCACAAACGACAAGGAGAGCAAAGGAAACUUGAAGACUCAGGUGGAGAUUCACAACAUCGAUAGAGUAGAGCCUUGGGGAAUUGGCUACGUUGUAAUGCUGGCUCGCUUCACUCUGUCAUCGACGUGCUGGACGAUCAAGGAUCAAAACUUCAAUUACAGCAAAUUUCUGGGCAAGGGUCCAAAUAUCCCAUGGGUGAAAGACACCUUGGCUUGGUGGAACACGCAGGUAUGCUUCCGCAAGCCUAGGAGCUCUUCGUCUGCGGAUGAAGAUUCAGACCCAGAAAAUGAAUACGCCGUCUCUGUGGAGGAGCUUCUGCCAUCUGGAGGCCGCUGCAGCAACCCGAGCUUCGAGGAACAACAGAAAGGUCCAGAAGGUUUCGGAAGCUGCUCGCCAACUCAGGAGCCUCAGGAAACUCAGGAAACGCUGUUCCCGACUCUUCAAAUAGAACCUUACCGCCAUCCCACCCCGUCCAUCCCUCAGCCACCGUCCCUCAACCACCCAUCCCUCAGCUGCCCAUGCUUUUGAU